Molecule: messenger RNA, 1231 nt
Organism: Paramormyrops kingsleyae
Lineage: Eukaryota; Metazoa; Chordata; Actinopteri; Osteoglossiformes; Mormyridae
Source: RefSeq, a predicted model, not a curated record
AUGGGGUUACUCAGUGUUGCUGAACUUGAACAGUAUUACCGCUAUGUCCAGCAUGCCGUCUUUAUUAACUUCCUGAAAAAGGUGUCGAAGAAAAAGAAAGUUCUGGAAGGAGGGGUCCGUUGGCUGGUCCAACCCAUCCCCCUGGACUCCUGUGGGCGCCCAGUCUUCCCCAUUGUGCUGGGAGGGCUGACAGUUUACAGUCUGUGGGAGAUCAUCACCGACAGGCCUCACUUCCAUGACGAGAGCGCCAUCUACCCAGUGGGCUUCUGCAGCACACGUGUGUUUGCCAGCAUGAAGAGCCCAGAGCAGCAGUGCCUGUACACUUGUCAGAUCAAGGACGGGGGGGCAGGACCCCAGUUUGAGAUCGUUCUUGAGGAGGACCCCCAGAAUUCCAUCGUCGCCUCCUCUGCCCAAACUUGCCACGCCAACCUUCUGAAGGCAAACACAGCCAUAAGUGGCAAACCUCUGUCCCCCAUCCAGCCGUCGGGGGCUGAAUUCUUUGGAUAUUCCCACCCCACCAUCCAGAACCUGAUCCAGAGCUGCCCAGGAGCACGCAAAUGCGGGCACUACCAGUGGGUACGUUUUGAAGUCUGCCGACAUGGCAGUGGACAGCUGUCGCACAGCCCAUCUGAGGAUGAUGCAUCCAUCAACUUUGAGGCCUUCCAGAGGCAGCUAGGUCAUGAAAACAGCACGGCAACAGAGCACAGUGUGGGAGGCCGACCGAUACAGGCUACACUCCCAUCACACGCCCGUCUCCUUGGCUCUGCCACCCUACAGACCUCAGCAUCCCACUUCAGCAGUCUCUGAGUCCUGCAGCGGGCACCAGUUAACUCUUUCUUGGUCGUCUACAGAAGAAGCUUUACAGAGACUGCAAUUCAACCCACCUAUUGCUUCCUGAGGAUGUGAUGUGAAACUUGGCAUCUCUAUGUACCUUUAUCCUGGAUGGACCAAAUAUUCAUGAACCAAGAAUCAUCGCACUUAUUAGCGCUUCGUGUGGACAGUUAGCAGUGGUUUCCCUCUGUAUCCAGAACAGCUUACUGCUUUGCUUAUGUAAAUAAUGUAAAGCAAUAAGAUGACACUGCUCUUCUGUUAGGUAGGACCAUAGUGUUAAUGAAGUGGUUUUGUUUAUAGAUUGUAUCAUGGACAGAAAUAUAAAACGGUGGAAGGAACAGGGAUAUUAUUGAAUUAUGUUUCAAUAUUUUCAUUUAUAAUAAAAGUAAUACCCAAAUAA